This is a messenger RNA of Paramecium sonneborni, 1950 nucleotides long. NCBI's taxonomy places the organism in Eukaryota, Ciliophora, Oligohymenophorea, Peniculida, Parameciidae. The record is from the annotation of a GenBank genome assembly.
AUGAAAUAGAUCCUUUCAUAAAGCUUUACAUUUGAAUCUACGCCAACAAUCUUUAGAUAGUAAUCAGAAAGACCAACUAUAUUUUCAAAGUAGCAAAAUUAAAAAGAAUGUGAUGCCAAAGAAUUGUACGCUUUAAUUGUCAAUAAUCACAUGAUUAAAGAGAUUAGGAUUAUUAAAAUCUUCAAAGAAGAAGACCGAGAAUCCAUUUUAAAAAAUCAUAUUGUGAAUUACGUAAUCUAAAUAAGAACAGAUUAUAUUGAUUAUACGAUUCCAAAAAGAUAUUCAGAAUUUGAGAAACUAUAUGAUUCAGUAAAAAAAUCAAAUGAAAAUUAGUUACCUAUUUCUUAGAAGGAUAUGCCAAAGUUUCCCGAAAAAAAAGUUAUUUAAACAAAUUCUAGAAAAACAAUUGCAAAAAGAUAAGAGAUGCUUGAAAGUAAAAUAUGAAUGUAAUUAGAAUUUUUAUAGUAUUUAUUACAACAUUUAGACCAUUCAUUAUACUUGUUUUUGGAUUUUCUAAAAAUUAAAGGUAUUAUAAAAUUAAUCAAAAAAUUAGAGUAAUUUUAAAAAGGGGGUUUUGAUCAAAAUGUUAAAAUGCAUCAAUUUAGUAAAGAUGAAAAUGCUUUGUUUGAUCUGUUGGAUACAAAUCCAAAAAAAAUAUAACCGAAUAAUUAGGCUGAAUAAAUGAUAUUUUAUUAUUUGCAAAAAUUAAAUGAGUCAAUAAAUGAAAGAGGAAAAAUAUUUUAGUAAAUUAUUGAGUUUAUAAUUCAAGGAAAAUGGAGAAGUAUUAUUUUGGUAAAAUUUAGUAGAUAACUCCUCUUCUUUUAAAGGUGUUAUUGAUUGGAGAUGAUGAAAGGGAACUUUUAGGAAUUAUGCAUGCACUAUCAAUUUAAACUAAUGACAUGCAAAGUCAUAUAAGUUGCAUUAAUGGAUUUUAAUUUUUUAGAAAAAUUUUGGAAUAUGAUUACAAUCCAAGUAAUAAAUAAUUAUAUUUUAUAGAUGCAGAAUAGGCUCUCAAGUUAUUAAGUGAAAUAAGUAUAAAAUAGUUUAGAAUAAUGAAAAUUUAAUCCCAUAUAUGUGGAUAAUAAAAGUUAUGUAAAUCGGACUCUUUAAUGAUUCUACAUAAAUACAUACAAUAAAAUCAAUUAAAAAAUUAAAUGAUCAACUAUUUGUUGAAUGACGAUGAGGCAAUAAAAGAAUAUGAAAGUUAUGUUUUGAUAUAUGUAAAUAAGAUGAAUGAAGAAGUUAAAUAAUAAAAAGAUAGUGUUGAAAACAAUUAAGAGUUAUUACCUACUAAAUCAAAUUCAAUUGAACAUGCUAUUUUAGAAUAAGAUCCCUCGCUUGAUUAAUUAAUGGAAAUUAGUCAGAUGAAUCUGAAUUGGAAAUAUGUUUAAGGUAAUUUAAUGUAUUAAUAAUAAAAGAAUGUGAAGGACAUAUUAUGUAUCAUUUAUAAGGUUAGUUUGUAAAAACAAUUCAUCCAGUUGAAUGUUCAAUAGAUAGAGCCAUUAAAAUAUUCACUGAUUUAAAAUAAUAGUGGUUUCAUGGAAUGAUUUAGAAGGAUGUUUUGGAAUACAUUGAUGAAAAUAAAAGUGUGAUUGUUGAAUAUUAUGUUUGGGAAGACAAAUCAACAUUUAAGAAGAUGGCUUUUAUUAGUGAUCAAGAGAUCAUCAAGAUUAAUGAUUCCACUUACCAAAUCAGCAUUGUACCAAAUACCAAACAAUUACCAAAUCAUUAUAAAUUGAAAUGCGAUCAAAAAGGUAUUUAAUAGUUCAUAUACAUUUAGGACAAAAAAUGAGUAUCAUUUUAAUGAAAUUAAUAGAACCCAAUCAUACUGAUGUUGUGAUAUACUAAAAUAUUAUUGAUCUUACUUUUAGAACAGCUUUGACACCUGUAAUAUUAAAAGAGAUUCCUUGGUUCAAUAAUACAAUAACUAAACUAAAAGCUUUGCUUUGA